Spodoptera frugiperda (fall armyworm) is the source of this 2635-nucleotide messenger RNA. Its product is annotated as solute carrier family 2, facilitated glucose transporter member 1-like. The transcript is spliced from 12 exons. The record is from RefSeq and is a predicted model, not a curated record. Gene Ontology annotation, cellular component: membrane. Bases 193 to 1611 code for a protein of 472 amino acids. Gene Ontology annotation, molecular function: hexose transmembrane transporter activity. NCBI's taxonomy places the organism in Eukaryota, Metazoa, Arthropoda, Insecta, Lepidoptera, Noctuidae. Gene Ontology annotation, biological process: monosaccharide transmembrane transport.
GCGUCGCGUCAGUUCAUUUGAAAUUCGAAGCGAACGCACACGCCUGCGCCGUGCGUCCGAAAAUACCGCGAAUUAGUUUUACCAUUCCGCGUAAAAAAUUUGUUUAUACAAGUGAAUUUAAGGUGUUUAUAAGUGCAAAUAUAUAUUUAAAAUAGUGUUUUGUGCGUGUAAACUGUUGCCCGGAUACUAAACAUGGCGGGAAUGAACCCACGUCUCGCCUUCGCCAUCCUGUCAUCAGCGUGCUGGUCUGCCUUCCAGCAUGGUUACAACACAGGAGUUUUGAAUGCACCUCAAGCGGUAAUUGCAGAUUGGCUACACAAAGAUGCGUUAUCCGGUACAAACUUGACUCUGCGGGCUACAGACGACCCGAAGGUGAUGACUGCCCUCUCCAUAGCCGUGGCAAUAUACUGCGUGGGGGGAAUGAUCGGAGGAAUCAUCACGGGAAUUGUGGCUGAUAGGCUAGGCAGACAGGGAGGUCUACUCUGGAACAAUCUGCUAGUGUUUGUAGCCGCUGUACUAGAGGGGACGUCUAAAGUCGCAAAUUCCGCUGAAAUGCUUAUAUUGGGCAGAUUACUUAUUGGAAUAAACAGCGGCCUCAAUGCCGGGCUAGCGCCUCUGUACUUGGCUGAAAUAUCGCCUGUGUCACUGAGGGGAUCUAUAGGCACAGUCUACCAGCUGGUGAUAACGAUCACCAUCCUGCUCUCCCAAGUCCUAGGUUUGGAGUCCGUGCUAGGUACUCCCAAGGGGUGGCCAUACCUCCUCGCUUUGACGGCCAUACCGGCAGCUAUUCAGGUGGUCACAUUACCGCUGUGUCCAGAGUCACCCAAGUAUCUGUUGCUCAAUAAGGGGCAGGAAUUGCAUGCUCAGAGGGCUCUAAACUGGUUGCGAGGAGAUGUAGCCGUCCACGGAGAAAUUGAAGAAAUGCACCAGGAAGCAGAGAAGAACAAAAUAAGCCGAAAAGUAACUCUACGCGAACUAUUCGCUAAUCGCCAACUCCGCCAGCCGCUCAUAAUCGCCAUGGUGAUGAUGAUAGCGCAACAGUUCUCGGGGAUUAACGCCGUCAUAUUCUUCUCUACGGAGAUCUUCACGCGGGUGCAGUUGGGACACACGCAGUCGCAGUAUGCUACGCUUGGUAUGGGAGCAAUGAAUGUAGUGAUGACAAUCAUCAGUCUACUGCUAGUGGAGAUAGCGGGCCGCAAGACGUUACUGCUGAUUGGUUUCGGAGGCAUGUUCCUGUGUUCCGUCGGUCUGUGUGUCGCGUAUUUAUAUUCCACGCUCUCCUGGGUAUCGUACGUGUGCAUCGCGUUGGUGAUUCUCUUCGUGGUGAUGUUCGCCGUGGGUCCUGGUUCCAUACCCUGGUUCCUCGUCACUGAACUGUUCAACCAAUCGUCUCGGCCGGCAGCUACAUCAGUGGCGGUGACAGUCAACUGGACAGCCAACUUUAUCAUCGGACUCAGCUUCUUGCAACUCUCUGCAAUACUCGGAGCGAACGUGUUCAUAAUAUUUGCGGUUCUCCAACUAAUAUUCAUAUUCUUCAUAUACUGUCGCGUGCCUGAAACUAAAAACAAAACAGUAGAAGAAAUCACAGCGAUGUUCCGACAACAAAUAUAAUUCUCGAGCAUACCCGAACUGUUUCGAGAUAACUUGAACGUUUUCGAGUGAAGUAGGGAGCGAUAGUUAAAGAUUUGUACAUUAUUUUUUAUUGUAAUGUGAAUUGGUUGUAAGAUGAACGAAUGAGGAUAGUUUAGGGCGUGUUUGACAGUGUCUGUAGGAUUUAUGUAUCAGAUAAAUUGAAAUAUAGACUGUAAUUUGUAUGAACUGCCUCGUUGCCUCGUUGGUCGAGUGGUCGCAAGUGCAACUGCCGAACAAGGGUUCGAUUCCCGGGUCAGGCAAAGUAUCUAUUACUGGGCUUUUUUCGGAGUUUCGUAAAAUUUCUCGGUAGUAGCACGGAGUCUGGAAUUGUGCCCAGUAUAUGGCAAUAGACUCACCCCCUAUUACAUGGGACUUAUAACACAAAUGGUGAAAAGUGGGUGUACAUUGUAUAGCGGCAUUACGUGCCGUAAUGUGCACCUCUGCCUUCGGGAAUAAAAGGCGUGAAGUUGUGUGUGUGUGUGUGUGUUUGUAUGAACUAUUAGCUUCUGCCUGGCUUCGCCCACGUUCCCGUUCGUGGGAUAAAAAGCCUAUAAAUAUUAUACGAACAAAUUUUGAUACUACAUAUUCCUAUUAUAUUUUUGUUACAACGUUUUAUUUUAAAAUCGAAAAUUUUAACAAACUGCCUGAUUGUGAAAAAUGGGUGUAGUCAUAUGAGUAUGACUUCUAUGUACAUCUUAAGGUAAGCGUCCACAGGCCCGCAUCGUACGCAUCGCACGCAACGGAUUUUAGUUUGUCUUGUACAGAAACUCAUACAACUGCGUCCACUGAUCCGCAUCGUACGGACCGCAUCAUCGGCAAUGCCUACAUGCGAUGCGUACUGAUGACGUCAUACGGAAUGCGUGCGAUACGUGCGAUGCGUACGAUGCGGGCCUGUAUUAGUGUGAUGUCACGCACGUAUUAAUGUACUUAUGUAGCUAUUAUGUGUCGAUAGGUUUUAGGUAUACUAUAUUUAAUAAGGAAAUCUAGAAUCUGAAUUAAAUAU